AUGCCUCUGUGUCCGCUGUCCCAAACCUCCCACACCUUCACACGUGUUGGGCAGUACUUUGCGGGUCAGUUUGUGGCUGUGGAGCAGGGAAGAGCUGCAACACCACCUGUGGACCUGAGGGUGGAGCAGGGAAGAGCUACAUCUCCACCUGAGGGCCAGAGGGUGGAGCAGGGAAGAGCUGCAACUCUUUUGUGUUCUCUCAGGGAGAAGCAGGCGUCUGCGAAGGGUGUGCGCCAGAAGGACAAGAAGCUGAAGGAACUGAUCAUUCAGGUGGAAGACGAGAGAAAGCAGGCCGAGCAGUACAAAGACCAGGCGGAGAAGUCGAAUACCCGCAUGAAGCAGCUGAAGCGGCAGCUGGAGGAGUCGGAGGAGGAGUCUCAGCGCGCUACAGCCGCCCGCAGGAAGCUGCAGCGCGAGCUGGAUGAAGCCACAGGGGCCAGCGACGCCAUGAGCCGCGAGGUCAACUCUCUGAAGAGCAAACUCAGGCGUGGAAACGAGCCCUCCUUUGGCAGCACAUCCCGGCGUACUGGCGGAGGCCGAAGGGUGGUGGACGACGCCUCCGAGGAGGAGGCCGACUCCCAGGGCGACUUCAAUGGAACCAAGUCUGCGGAGUGAGGGACGUCAAAUAACCAAAUAUCAGCAUUUUCUUCCUUCUGCCACUUUACCAAAAAAUAACUUCAAGCCUAUAUAGUUCUUCCACAUCACAUCAAAAUAUAUCCCAGUGUUCUGAUCUGUCGUCUUGUUUCAGAGCACCUUUUCUUGACACGCAGUAGAGUGGUGCGGGAAUGAGUCUUAAAAUCAGGGAAUGAGUUAGCAUCUUACCACUUCUGGUUAGCUCGUCUGGAAGUCAACGUUUUUGGUUUGUUUGAAAUAAGGUCUGUGGCUAAUACACUUGAUGAAAUGUUCACAUCCUGUUCUGCGACAUAAUACACAUCAGUAAACAUCUACUGGUGAAAAACAGGGUUGCUAACAAUUGGCUAUAUAGAACUACUAGACGUCAUCACGUUGAACAUUAGCCGCCUUUAGCUUAGCGUGAUGUGAAGUCAUGUAGUUAGUUUAUGGCACAGCGUUAGUUUCCUCAUUCUGUGGAUUGCAUUUUUGCUUGAACUAGCAUAACAUUGGUGUUAACAUUUGGAGUGUAUCCCGCUGGACAAUACAUGCAUUUGCUACAGAACUUAUCUUCUUCAAUAUUCCAAAACCCUAUGGAAAAAACCCAUUGGCUUUUUGUUGUGGGAGCCCUUGCGAUGCUAACUUCCAGGUCAUCCUUCAGAAAUACGUCAUCACUGCACCACUUUAUAAUCAGAAGGACUUGAUAUCAACAACAGGAGUUGUGUUGGUGGCUCUGCUGAUGUGUGUUUUGCUGUUCCUUUUUGUGUCUUUUUUUUUUUACACUGUUUUGUACUACACUGAAUGACUGAUUCCUUCUUAUGCAAGGUUUGUACACACACAUAGGUGCCUCUAAUUACCACGCUAACCUGCCAGCAAAGCCUCGGGCCUCCACUAUAAUGAAGUUAAAGCAGAGACAUCGUGUACGUCUAUGGACAGGUCUCCCUUGAAAAAGAGAUCUAUGAUCUCAAUGGGACCAAUCUGGUUAAAUAAAGGUUUGAAAUGAAAUGGACGUGUAACCGUCGUCCUGUUGCCUGUGACUGCUGUUAGUGUUUCUCAGCAGCACUGCCACGUUGGAUAUGUAGAAAGAGAUCUAUAUACUUGCUCUGCAUCCAGUGAGUGCUGCUGUUUGUACUCCCAACAAUUAUAUAGCUGUUCAACAUUUUCUAAAGUCACCGUUUUAUAUUAUUUGCACCUGAUCUUUUGCCCAGAUAUGUUUAGAUUAGAUUGAGUCAAUGUUUUAAGUCAGAUAAGGUUUAGGGUAACCUUAACUAUUGGGCAAACCUAAUUUUAUAUUUGUGUCUGUGAUUUACUGUACAUGUUUAAAACAGCCCCUUAUUUACUGAAAACCAAAUAUUUUGAUCAUGAUAUAUGUAAUCAGCUGAUGUUUACAGGACACCAAAUAAUAUAUGUUAACUGUUGAACCACCUGCACGAGAAAUAAAUAUAUUUA
Molecule: messenger RNA, 2058 nt
Organism: Trematomus bernacchii (emerald rockcod)
Lineage: Eukaryota; Metazoa; Chordata; Actinopteri; Perciformes; Nototheniidae
Gene: myh9b
Product: myosin-11
Exons: 5
Coding region: 1-615 (204 amino acids)
Cellular component (GO): myosin complex
Source: RefSeq, a predicted model, not a curated record